Dermacentor andersoni is the source of this 2425-nucleotide messenger RNA. RefSeq names its product procathepsin L-like. The record is from RefSeq and is a predicted model, not a curated record. Gene Ontology annotation, molecular function: cysteine-type peptidase activity. Gene Ontology annotation, biological process: proteolysis. Lineage: Eukaryota; Metazoa; Arthropoda; Arachnida; Ixodida; Ixodidae.
UAGGAGCACUGAAGUAGUAUAAGUACCUCACAUAGAAAUGUAUAAAGAUCAUCUGACGCCGCAACCACACCGCAGAGUGGGCUGAAAGGGUCGAGCUCUCCACCAGGUGCUGUGUCCUUGUCUACAUCAUGUUGCGAAUCAGCUUACUCUGCGCCUUUGUGGCGGUAACCAUAGCGGCAAGCUCUCAUGAAAUCCUACGCACCCAAUGGGAGGCAUUCAAAGCUACCCACAAAAAAUCCUACCAAUCCAACAUGGAGGAGCUCCUGAGGUUCAAGAUAUUUAGCGAGAACACCCUGCUGGUUGCCAGGCACAAUGAGAAAUACGCCAAAGGCCUCGUAUCGUACAAGCUUGGCAUGAACCAGUUCGGCGAUCUGCUGCCGCACGAGUUCGCAAAGAUGUUCAACGGCUACCGUGGUGCGCGCGCAACGGGACGGGGAUCUACCUUCUUGCCACCGGCGAACGUCAACUACAGCAGCCUGCCAGAAUCUAUGGACUGGCGUGAGACAGGAGCCGUGACACCCGUGAAGGACCAGGGACAGUGCGGGUCCUGCUGGGCCUUCAGCGCCACUGGGUCUCUGGAGGGCCAGCAUUUCCUGAAGACCGGCAAGCUGGUCUCACUCAGUGAGCAAAACUUGGUCGACUGCUCCGAAUCCUUCGGGAACCACGGCUGCGAGGGUGGGCUCAUGGACAACGCUUUCCAGUACAUCAAGGCGAACCACGGUAUUGACACCGAAGAAAGCUAUCCUUAUGAGGCUCAGGAUGGCGAGUGCCGUUUCAAGAAGCAAAACGUUGGUGCAACCGACACCGGCUUCGUGGACAUCGAGCAGGGAUCUGAAGACGACCUGAAGAAGGCGGUCGCCACCGUUGGCCCAGUUUCCGUAGCCAUCGACGCAAGCCACUCAUCAUUCCAGCUGUACUCCGAAGGAGUGUACGACGAGACCGAAUGCAGCAGCGAACAGCUGGACCAUGGUGUGCUCGUUGUCGGCUAUGGUGUUGAGGACGGCAAGAAAUAUUGGCUCGUCAAGAACAGUUGGGCAGAAACCUGGGGAGACAGCGGCUACAUCAAGAUGUCACGUGACAAGGACAACCAGUGCGGCAUCGCCUCUGCAGCCAGCUACCCACUCAUCUACCUUUUAUCACAUCACCUGGAUAAGCACGAAGUUUGUUUCAUACAGCCACAAAGCGUCUGGGUUUGCUGGAGGAAUUUAGUGCUCUACAGAGAAAGGUUUCGCGCGCCUUUCCCCGCCAUGCAACGGCUCUACUCAAUUUGCUACCUGUUAGCAGCAGCCAUAGCCGCAAACUGCCAAGACGUCUAUCGCACUGAUUGGGAAGCGUUCAAAUCAGCCCACAAUAAAGCCUACCAGUCGAGUGAAGAAGAGCAGUUUCGGUUCAAGAUCUUCACUGAAAACAGCCUUCUGAUUGCCAAGCAUAACGCAAAAUAUGUUAAAGGACUCGUGUCUUUCAAGCUCGGCAUGAACCGCUUUGGGGACCUGCUUCCACACGAGGUUUCGGAAACGCUGAACGGAUUCCGCGUCAGGCACAGAAUUGAGCGAAACUCCACCUUCGUGACCCCUGCCAACCUCAACGACAGCAACUUGCCGGAAAGCAUCGACUGGCGCGAGGAAGGAGCAGUGACAGCUGUCAAGGACCAAGGAAAGUGUGGAUCGUGCUGGGCCUUUAGUGCAACAGGCGCUCUGGAGGGCCAGCAUUUCCUGAAGACCGGCAAACUUGUUUCACUUAGUGAACAAAAUCUUAUUGACUGCACCCGAUCAUACGGUCCCAGAGGCUGCGAUGGCGGAAACUAUGACCUCGCCUUCACGUACGUCAAGGACAACGGCGGCAUUGACACCGAGGAUAGCUAUCCAUACGAGGCUGCGGAUGGUCCCUGCCGCUUCAAGAAAGAAGAUGUGGGUGCCACGGAUACCGGGUUCGUCGACCUCAAGCUGUUCUCGGAGAGUGAACUUCAGAAAGCAGUAGCGAACGUUGGCCCAAUCUCUAGCGGCAUUGACGCAAGUCGGAGCACAUUCCAUUUCUACGCCGGAGGAGUGUACGACGAUCCAGAUUGCUUCUCUACGUUGCCUGACCACGCUGUUCUUGUCGUUGGCUAUGGCGUUCUCGAUGGCAAGAAGUACUGGCUUGUGAAGAACAGUUGGGGCGUGUCUUGGGGUGACAAGGGCUACAUCCUGAUGUCCCGCGACAAGGACAACCAGUGCGGUAUCGCCACUGUUCCCAGCUACCCGCUUGUAUAAGCAGUACAUUUUCAAGGAAAUACAAUUCAUUUAGUAAUGCGGAAAGACAAACAGCACGGUAUAACGAGUCCGAAUAAGGUAUAGCGAUGCACUGUCUCCUUUUUUUCAAGUGUACAAAGCACUUACGCUGGCCGAGAUCAUGUGUGGUGAAUAAACAGACUACCUUACAAAAGAAA